Messenger RNA from Xiphophorus hellerii (green swordtail), 6927 nucleotides. RefSeq names its product kazrin, periplakin interacting protein b (gene kaznb). The coding region runs from base 639 to 2672 and encodes 677 amino acids. The transcript is spliced from 14 exons. NCBI's taxonomy places the organism in Eukaryota, Metazoa, Chordata, Actinopteri, Cyprinodontiformes, Poeciliidae. The record is from RefSeq and is a predicted model, not a curated record. Gene Ontology annotation, molecular function: protein binding.
CUACUUAUGCAAUUAUAUGAAACAUUUAAGUAAGAACAUUUUUUCUCAACGCUGUACAAAAGUUACAUUUUAAAAACAUCCAGAGUUUGACUUCCUGUAACUUCUGGCCAGAGUUAAAUCAGGGAUUUGUUGAUGUAAACAUCAGAUUCAGAGAGGUGAACGGGUUUGGAGUGGAUUUUAUUUUUCUUGGCAGCGAUUUCCUCUUUGUGGGUCAGCCGUCAGGUGGAGUAAGAGCUCCACGCCUGGUUACCUACCUGAGCCCUCAGGUGAGAUUUGGGUCCCGUCUUUAUUCAUGGGGGACAGAUGGAAACCUCAGGCGGGCGUGGGCGCGUGUCGUCCUGGCUACUUCUGGGUGUGUCCAGGGAAAGACAGAAGAGCCACUAAGAGACCAAAAAAACCCAUAAAAGAGAGUCAGCGAGGUGACGACUUCCUGGUUACCUGUUUGGGUGGAGCCUGAUGGAGCUGAGCUGGGAGCGGCCGGCUGCAGCAGAGCAGUGUGUGAGGUUUGAAUGGUGAGAGCUCCGCUCUGUGCCUACAUGUCUGCGUGUUUCCUUUCUUUCUUUCUGUUUUUUCACCUGAUAUGAGAGCUGACACCACAGCUGACAGUGGAGUCAAACAGAGCCGGAGCCGGGGAGGACAUGAGGUCCGACAAGGAGGAGGGGAAGGCCGCGCUGCUGCGAGAGGAGGUGGCCCAGCUUCAGGAGGAGGUCCACCUGCUGAGGCAAAUGAAGGACAUGUUGAGCAAAGACCUGGAGGAGACGCAGGGCGGCUGCUCCGCCAACCUGCUGUCUGCCACCGAGCUCCGAGCCCAGCUUGGUGACAAGGAGCAGGAGCUGGACCGCGCCAAGGAGGCCUUACAAGCCAUGAAAGCGGACAGGAAGCGGCUAAAAGUGGAAAAAUCAGAGCUGGCGAAUCAGAUGCAGCAGCUGUACACGACGCUGGAGAGCAGAGAGGAGCAGCUGAGGGAGUUCAUACGAAACUACGACCAGCACAGAAAGGAGAGCGAGGAUGCGGUGAAAGUCCUGGCGAAGGAGAAGGAUGUUCUGGAGCGGGAGAAAUGGGACCUGAGGAGGCAAACCAAAGAAUCCACGGAGCAGGCCAACAUGCUGCGCUCUCAGAUAGACAUGAAGGAGAACAGGAUUAAGGAGCUGGAGGCCGAGCUCACCAUGGCCAAGCAGUCUCUGGCCACGCUGACGAAGGACGUCCCCAAGCGUCACUCGCUGGUGGUGCAGCCGGAGCCGCUGGUGAACGGCAGUCAGGAGUGGGUGAUGCAGGCCGACCUGCCGCUCACCGCCGCCAUCCGUCAGAGCCAGCAGACGCUCUACCACGGACACAACGCUGACCGGCAGGCUGUGGUCAGGAUCAGCCCCUGCCACACUCGCCAGCCGUCUGUGAUCUCCGACGCCUCAGCAGCUGACGGGGACCGCUCGUCCACGCCCAGCGACAUCAACUCGCCUCGUCAUCGGACGCACUCCCUCUGUAACUCCAUGGAAGACCUAGAAGACCAGAAGCGUAAGAAGAAGAAGGACAAGAUGACUCUGGGAUCUCUGUCACGGGUUUUCACCCGAGGAAAGCAGCGCAAGUCACUGGACCCCGGCUUGUUUGAUGACUCUGACACACAGCACAGCCUGUCGGACGGGGAGGAGCAGCUGGACCGCCUCCAGCAGGCGGAGCUCAGCCGCACCACCUGCAUGUCCCACUGGAGGGCGGGGGCCGUCCAGGCCUGGAUGGAGGUGGUCAUGGGGAUGCCCAUGUACAUCCGAGCCUGCUCAGAAAAUGUCAAAAGUGGAAAGGUGCUGCUGAGCCUGACGGAUGAGGAUUUAGAGCUGGGUCUGGGUAUCGGUAAUCAAAUUCACCGCAGAAAAGUUAGGCUGGCCAUUGAGGAUUACAGGAGAGCAGAGGGGGAGCAGGGACUUUCUAAAGCAUCAGAGCUGGACCAUCAUUGGGUCUCGACGUCGUGGCUGAGUGACGUCGGUCUGCCUCAGUACUCCCAAACUUUCCAGACCAACUUAGUGGACGGUCGGGUCCUGAACUCGCUCAGCCGCAGAGACCUGGAGAGAUUCCUGAACAUUGGCGACCAUUUCCACCAGACCAGUCUGCUUCUGGCUAUCCAGCUCCUGCAGAUGCUCAGCUUCGACAAAGAGGCACUGCAAUUACGGCGCUUAAAAUGUGAGCAUGAAAACCGGGACCCGCUCGUCUGGACGUGUCACAGAGUGAUGAAGUGGAUCAAGGACAUAGACCUCAAGGAGUUUGCAGAAAACCUUCAGGGAAAAGGCAUUCAUGGUGCAGUAAUCGCCCUGGACCAGUCCUUCGACACAGAGGCCUUGGCCAAUGCUCUGGGAAUCCCCAGCAACAAACACAUGCUGCACAGACACCUGUAUGAAGAAAUGAAGUCACUCUCCGCCCCUCUCAGUAACACAGAGCAGAGCUCUGAGGUUAUCAGCUCUUCUUCACCUGUGGUUGUUAACCGCUUUGCUGAUGAAAGGUCGUCCAUCAGGAGAUUAGGAAAGAGUCCGCUGAGGUUACGCGCAGAAAGUCACUCCGUGGAGCGCGGCCUUGGUUUCCAUGGCAACUGCGGCUCUCUGCCCAGAGAGGCCAGAGUUCACGCUGUUCCCCGCGCCAAAGGAAGCCCCAUGCACACCUUCAAGAGCGUCGAAAUCACCAACGUGUGAAGGAGCCGUGGAGAUGUCCUCUGUUUACACUGUCAGCUCUACAACGUUGGAGCUUUUUUAAAGGUUUAGCUAACGCUACUCUGUAGAUCAGAUCCACUUCUGGAGACGGGAAUAAUGCACCUCAAUGACCUGAUGUAGCUGUUGUACAUUAAUGGAUUGUCUAAAGUCAUUUUUUGUUUUUUAAGUUAUAGUUUUUUGAUUGAGGUUUAUAUGUAAUUAAUGAAAACAGAGCAGAGAACAAAAAAUAACUCAAAACUGCACUCAGUGCCCCUGUGAUGCCUUAUGUAAAAAGUCUCAUGAUCUCAGUGCUUCUGUCUACUUCUUUAUGUGAACUGAGGUUUGUUGUUUUGUUUACAUAAAACUUGUACAUGUUUUUACAUUUAUAGAUCAGAACAAAAUGUUAAGGACUUUUGCACUGGGUUGAUUAUACUGUUUAAAAGUCUGUUUAUUUCUCUUAUGGUGCCACGUUUGCUUGAAAAAUUCAUUUGUGGAUUGAGCAGCGGAGUUGAGUAUGAAGACCCCUGAAAACUUGCCAUAUCCUCCCUCACAAUGCCAAUCCUAUUUAUUGCAUAUGAUCAUUGAAGUUUGGGAAAACCAUGAAACAUGCCAAAUUAAUAGCUUAUUCUUGCACUGCAGUGGGAUGCAGUGUAAGAUUUGUUUUGGGCAUGAACCCAAAUCAAACCCAAUUCAGUUCAGUUUAUUUACAGCAUGUAGCAGAAAGUCACAAAAAGAGAGUUCAGUCUAAUCAUACAGAGAGAUUCAGUCAAGUUCCAAUUGAUCCUAGUUACCAAACAAUACAUUAAUUUCAGUUCAUUAUUCAAAUUAGUUUUAAAAGUUUCUAAGGAAACCAAGUUGAAUAUAUUGAGUCACUGACUUGCAGCAGUCACUUCUCUUAGACCAACAUGUAGCGACAGUAGACAGUCAUUCACAUUGUGUCGCAAUCUCUCAUGCCGAGCAUGCAUGUAGCGACAGUGGAGAGAAAAAACUCCCCUUUAACCACCAUGACUGACUGGCUUGUGUGAAAAUACAGAGCAUGCACACAAAAAAGAUACAAGCACUGAUUAAGGAGUACUUUCUACAUCAGAGAAAAGUUAAAGGAAGUAGUAGCUUUUUAGUGGCUUCAUCUGGGAGGAAAACAAGUCCCAACAAAUAAGAUCUGAGUCGGUUUUAAUUUAAUUUAAAAGCUAAAGCUCACUCAAUAGCGUUGUCUAGGAGAGAGACAGAGUUAAACACUGACAGACGGGCAGGUUUAUCAUCUAUAGAGAAUGUUUAAGUGUUGGCAGCAAUAUCUCAGCCAAAUAGAGCGCCAGACCAGGUGUAGCAUCUAUAAAAAGUGAAAAACUGAGAGAAAACAUAAAGCUAAAAGCUGAAUUAACAGCAAGUAGUGUAAAAUUGGAGAGUAGUAGGAGAAUGUAGCAGCUAGAAUAAUGAAAUGUAGUAAUUACUGCAUGUCUUCCAGCAGCCUAAACCUAUAGUAGCAUAGCUAGAGAGAUAGUUUGGGGAAACCUAAGUUGCUCUAAAUAUAAGCUUUAUCAAAAAGGAAUGUUUUACACUUGGAAAAUUAAGCCUUUAAGCAAACAAUCUGUCUACUUUUAAGUAGAUAUAGAGACUAAACUAGAGACUAGCCUGAUAACUAAAAGAUCUGGCUCCCAUUUCACUGCACUGAAUAACCUGAAGUUCUCCAUGGAGUAGAAGUUUAAAAUGCAGGCUGUUUCAUACUCUCCUCUGCCAAAUUUUGGAAGUAGAGUCCAAAAACCUGGCUCUGUUGGGGUGAGCAUUAGACUUCCCUUCCUUGGAGAGGAGAUUCACCGGGCAAACCAGUGGAUUUCCACUGGUUUCAGAUUGAAUCCAUUGAUGACAAACUUUGUUUUUUAAUUGAGGGAGGUCAUCAUACUUCUUCUGAUUGAACCGUCAUACUUAAACCCACAAAUGUAGAACAUGGAAUUAGAGAAAAAAAGUCUUAGCAUGUAAUAUAGGCUGUAUUUACACUGCAGCCUGAAGUGACACAAUUCCCUUUUUUCUUCUUUUUUUUUUGCCUUAAUGUGACCUGUAUCUGAUAUUUUAAUGACUGUCUUAACAACACAGAUCGGAUUUUUUUAAUACUUCUCAGGCCACUUGGAUUUCCGAUUAGCCUAUCUAUUUAAAUGUGACCUGAAUCUGAACGUCAUCCACAAACGUCACUAUUCUGCGACAUGAUACGACAUGAUACGCGCCAGAAGGGAGAAAAAAACAACAACUUUGGCAGACAAUAAUGAGGAUUAAGUUGUUAACAUGCCGGCUCCGGUCGGUUUCAGAUGUAAGGUUCAAGAUUUUAACAACUUUAAAAUCGUAAGUUAGCAUACACGUUUACUUCCGCAAACACUGAGCAAAACACUGAGCACGCUCUCUAUGUGUGACGUCAUUGCGCCCUCUGCUGCGCAUGCGGCGCACUUUCAUUUGCAGUUCACAUCAUGUGACCUGAAUGUCAUUGAUACUCGAUUGAUACGAAAAAAACAACAACCAUGGCGGACGGUAAUGAGGAUUAAGUUGUGAAUGUGCUGGUUCCGAUCGGACAACUUUAAUAUGUAAACUUUGCUCCACCAUUAGCAUCCAUGUUGCAAUCUGUGUGUGACGUUAUUGCGCCCCCUACUGCGCAUGCGGGACACUUUUAGGUCGUUUGCAGUUGAGAUCUGAGGUCACGUACAGGUCGUGUAUAUUUGGAAGCUGUGAACGACCACUGCACCAAAAAAAAACCAAACAACAAACAAACCGAUUUGAUUUUAAAAAAUCGGAAUUGGGUCACUUCAGGCUGCAGUGUGAACAUAAGAACCCAAAAUGCAUUAAUUUAAUUCAAACCACAAUAAGGAAGGUCUUUUCAACCCUUGAGGUGAAGGACAUGUCAACUUUAAAAAAAAGAAAGGAAAAGAGUAGGCGUGUGUUUACAGUCUGGUCAUUUGUUGACCAUUUUGGUAGAUAUUCGCCCCAGAUAGAGUAGUGACUAGUUUUAAAUACUGGUGCUGCUCAGAGCAUUACUGUUAAUGAUUAGUAACCUUUAUGAUCCAGUAUUUCAUUAACCGUAAGCAUGUCUAGUGUGACAAAUAACUGAACAGCUUCAGAAACUGAUGUAAAUGUUUACAUAAAAAUUGACCGAAACCAGAACGUAAACUGCAGAGCAGGCCAAAACUGAUGCCAUGGAUUAUGCUCUUUGUUAUUUAAUUAAUAAGUUUACCAAACUAGAAUAUUUCAGUCCACAUAGGUUUCAAAUGAUCUUGUUGAUGUAAAUGCACAAAGGUUGUCAAAGCAACAAUCCCUCAAGCAUAAACUUCUUAUGAUAUAUUUUCUAUAAAAUUGGGUUAAAUCCAAAAAGCAUAAGGAGAAUUUGAAUUGUAAUUGUCUCAAACAGCAUAGCACCGCAAUCAAUCAAUCAAGAGCCACGUUUUAUCAUCUACAUCUGUACUAUUUUCCUUAUUUUAUUUUGUUUUGUGCUUAGAUUUUUCAAACAUAAAAAAUAGCAACAACAUUCCCCAUGAAUGGACUGAAGAUAAUUAAAAUCAAAACGCUUUGGUGUGAUUAGCUGAAGCAUUUUUUUUGGGCUUUAUAAGAACUCAAAUCAAAUGACAAUUUAAACUUAGAAUUAGAAGACGUAAAUGUUCAAAACCAAACAUUCAACAAUCAAACUUCAAAAACAGACACAUUAAAAAGCUAAUAAAUUAAAACGAUCUGAUCCAAAUCUAUCAAAUCCAACACUAAAAUCUGCAAAGUAAAAACAAAAUGGAUGACAAUGAAGUGUUAACAUAUUAUUAUAAAUACGUUCUUAAUACUAAGCAAGUAUUUAUCAAAGAAAAUACUACAAAGCAUUUUCAGGAUGCCUUUCUGUAGGUCUUUCAAUGUUUUUCUUUGGACUUUGGCUGCUAUAAGACUUUUAAUCUAAAAAGGGACGAACCAGCAGUGUUGGUUAAAAAUAACAACUUUUAAAUUUGACUGUAAUAUUCUUUGUAAUAUGUGUCUAAAGUUACAAUAUUGAAGGAAAUUCAAUUCAAUUUUACAUGCUGUUGUUUUGAAUAGUGCACAUCUCCAGUAUCGAGAUCAAGGGUGUGGAAGUGAGCGUUCUGCUGAGUCAGCACAGUGUACUUUACCCACUUUCCUCAGUUUAUAAGUAAAUAUUAGUAUCAUGUGAUGUUCACCUAGAGGACUUGGUAGAACAUGAAUAUGAAUGAAGCCAAAGAUUAAAGAAAAACUAUUGAUCAAGACCUUUAGGCUCCUUUGAUGCAAAGUA